Hyalella azteca is the source of this 1725-nucleotide messenger RNA. RefSeq lists its product as uncharacterized. The transcript is spliced from 3 exons. Bases 167 to 1549 code for a protein of 460 amino acids. NCBI's taxonomy places the organism in Eukaryota, Metazoa, Arthropoda, Malacostraca, Amphipoda, Hyalellidae. The record is from RefSeq and is a predicted model, not a curated record.
AAACGCCUUUUUCAAAGACCAAAAUUCAUUGGAAAAACAUCGGAACCAAAUAAAAAAUCGAGAAUUACUGGUGGAUUUGGAAAAAAAUCGGCAAGAAGAGAAGGAGGCUGCGCAAGAAACGAAGAGUUCUGGUUCGUUUUUGGGCGGAUUAGGCGUAGGGGUCCAGAUGGCGGAAUCCAUUUUCGAAAGUCUCCAAGACGUCACCAGGAACAUUUUCCUUCAAGUUCAGGACAGCGUCGUGGGUUGGAUGCUUCCGGGUCUGAUAUCUUCCUCUCAUGGAGGCCCUUCGUCGCCAGGCCCUUCGUCGACGAAGGACUCGAGGGGAAAUCCUACAACUCCUUCCCCUGGAGUGAGGAAGGAUCCUUCUGCCCCGAAGGAUCCAUCCUCCAGCGAAAAAUUACAUAAUAAAGAAGACAUUUGUCCAUCCAUUGUCCGCAAACGAAGUCUCUGCCUAAAAGGCGUCGAAACUGCACGACUCGUCGAAUCUGAUAGAAACUUGCGGAUGUUGCCGCUGUGGACGUUCGGCAUUGGAUGGCUGAUUGGCCUGAUGCCGAUGCGGGCGCUGCUGGAGGACCUCUAUGCCAGAGCCAUCGGCCAACAAGGAGAUGCCGAAGAAUGUGAUGCCAUUUUUCCGGAAUGUUUUCAGCCUCAGGAACCAAAUACCCUUUUCCCGGCGCGGUCCCAACUCCGGCAGAGGGAAGAACUUGUCGUUGGUUCAGAAUAUGGGCCGGAUAUUUUGGUGCCUGGAGUUCCGCUGAGUCAGGAAAUGGUAGAAACCCAAGUUGAUUCCAAGACUAGCGGAAAUUUUUUGUUUUCCAAACAGUCGGAGCUCCAGGAACGGGCAGGACUCGGACGAGUUCCCACUUCGGACAUCCACGAGGAUGGCAAAUUUCCUAAGUGGGUCAAGAUCGAAAUUCACGAUUCCGAGUCUGCCACUCAAGAGGAAUCCAGUAGUACUUAUGAAGAACUAUUGAGUAAUGAGACCCAGAAAAAGAUCACGAGUGCAAUCAGCAUCUCUGAUUUGAAAGACGAAGAACCAGGAAACGAAACUUUGGUUCAGGAUUUACUUUUCUUGGAAUCAAAACUUCCAGUUUCUGAGUCGCCUAUUUACGUUCCCAAGGACUCAAUCCCACUGAAACCCACAAUUAUGUUAAGAAAACACAAAGUAACACACGAAAAACCUUUAGAACAUUCGUUUCCGCAGAGCAAACGUGGAGUAUCACCGUCGCCGUCGACAGAACUAACUUCCGGAGCGACGCCAUCUUGGACAAAAAAGCAUUCCAUACAAACGCCAUCUUGGAUUGACCACCAUUUUGAGAUGACGUCUUUUGGAACAGGGCAAAAUACAUCAGUAAGUCCUACAACAAACAAUGUUACAUUAUUGAAAGAAUUUAAAGACUACUUCGCUCGUCUAUCCCAUAUUUUCUCGAAUCCUAAUUCGUCUUCUGCUGCUCAGUCUGAUUGGAGUCAUGUCACCGGCGACGCUUGGCUUAGAAAACGAAGAAGUUUCUUUGACCUGCAUGAAAUUAUUGAAGGGAGACUAAAAUAAACCACGUCGUAUAAUUUUUCUUCAAAGGCUACUGUUUCGGUUACCGCGAUUUUCCACCAAAUAAAGAAAUUCAAAUUUAUUUGAUUUAAGUAAGAAAAAUAUAUGUAAGAAAUUUUUGAAGUUUCUCAUGCACUCUCAUCCUAAUACACAACUUAUUGCCUCUCAUGGUGGGAACA